This is a messenger RNA of Eucalyptus grandis, 4162 nucleotides long. RefSeq names its product disease resistance protein RPV1-like. The transcript is spliced from 4 exons. Gene Ontology annotation, molecular function: ADP binding; ATP hydrolysis activity. NCBI's taxonomy places the organism in Eukaryota, Viridiplantae, Streptophyta, Magnoliopsida, Myrtales, Myrtaceae. The coding region runs from base 513 to 4061 and encodes 1182 amino acids. The record is from RefSeq and is a predicted model, not a curated record. Gene Ontology annotation, biological process: defense response; signal transduction.
AAUAUUGAAGUCACGCUGCACGAGGCUUUCGUUUCUUCCCCAUAAGCUGUCGUCUCUCUCCUUGCUCUUCUCCCUAAAAUUGAAAACGCAAUCCCCUAGCAAUCGCCUUCUCCUCUCCCUUGCUCGGUCUCUACCUCUCUCGCCGCUGCCUCGCCUCCGUUCCCCCUCUGCCGUCGUAGCCUCGCCUCCGUUCCAUCGCGGCAUUGCGGUUCUCCAUCUUGGCGUUGCAGUCGGCGGUCGCAGCCCUUACUUGUCGGGCGUUCACCAAAGUCAAGUCUACAAGAGGCAGAGACCACCGGGGGCCAAAAAGCUACGCGUAAUGGUUACGCCAUUUUAGAGUUGACGAAGACUCAAAUUGGUUUGCUUUUCUUAUGUGAAAAGCAGUGGGGAAAGUUCUAGGAAGAGAGGUCCGAAGCGUAAUAUAAACGAACUUCGGUGGUGGUAAAGUGAACGAGCCUUUCUUGUUCAGGUGCUACGAGAGAGGAAACCCUCAGAAGAAAAUACUUGUGAAAAUGGACAUGGGAAACCGGUCGGAGGCAGGAACGAGCGGUGGUGAGCCGUCGGCGAUUGACUAUGACGUCUUCCUGAGUUUCAGGGGGCCGGACACUCGCCAAGGCUUCACAGAUUGUCUUUAUCACCAAAUGCGAGAAGCAAACAUCCGUGUUUUCCUCGACGAGGAAGAGCUCCACGUCGGUAAAGAAAUAGCUGAUGAGCUACCAGCGGCCAUCCAAAAGUCGAAGAUCUACAUACCUAUCUUCUCUAAAGGUUAUGCUUCGAGCGCGUGGUGCCUUCGCGAGCUCGCACACAUGGUGGAUUGCAAGAAAUCCAAACCAUCCGAGAAGGAGAUUAUGCCAAUUUUCUACGACGUUAAGCCUCGCGAUGUUAAGCUUAAGUCUCAACAGUACGUCAGCGCUUUGGAGGAGCAUGAAGAGAAGUUCGGUCGCCAGACGAGGCAAAAGUGGGAGGAUGCCCUCAAAAGUGUAGCCCAAAUCAAAGGAUGGGAGUUGAAAAAGCAAGGGCAUUGGAAAUUCAUUCAAUCGGUGCUACAAGAGAUUCUGAUGAAGCUGAAGACAAAAGACAAAUACGUUACCGAGCAUUUAGUUGGAAUGGAUGAUCCAGUGGAAGCCAUUCUGAAGUUGUUGGACAUGGACUCCGGGGGCUUGCGCUUUGUGCUAAUCCAUGGAAUGGGCGGAAUCGGUAAAACAACUCUUGCUAAGAUGAUGUUCAACAAACUAAAUUCCCUUUUCAAUCAAUGCUGCUUCCUAGGAAAUGUCCGGGAAUCGUCGACCAGCUUUGGCAUCAUAAAUUUGCAAAAACAAUUAUUGUCUAACACAUUAGGUUUGGGCUUUCAAGACCAAAUCAACGAUGUCGAUGAUGGGAUCAAAGUGAUUUUGCAACGACUUUCUAACAAGAAAGUCUUGCUCGUUCUUGACGAUGUGGAUGAUGAGGAGCAACUCCAGAAACUAGCCAUCAACCACAUUAUGUUCGGCUUAGGAAGCAGAGUUAUUAUGACAAGUAGGAACAAAAGCAUCAUAAUAUCCAACAAAACUUUGGAGUAUGAAGUGAAGCCAUUGGAUAAUGUUCAAUCACUAGAGCUUUUCAGUCGACAUGCUUUUAGAAGGAAUCCUCCUCCAGAUGAUUAUGUCAAUCUUUCGAGACAAAUAAUUUCUAUGACUGGAGGACUUCCUUUGGCUCUUGAAGUCAUAGGCUCAUUGGUUUAUCGUCAAAACAAAGCCUCAUGGUACGAUGUGCUAGACAAUUUGAGAGAAAUACCUCCUGAGAAGGUCCAGGACAAGCUGAAGAUCAGCUACGAUGCCUUGAAUCAUGAGCAACAACAGAUUUUUCUCGACAUCGCAUGUCUCUUUGUGGACGAGAACAAGACGAAUGCACUCUACAUGUGGAAGGAUUGUGGGUUUAGGCCGGAUCAUUCAAUUCAAGUCCUUGUUUGUAUGUCCUUAAUAAAGGUAACUGAUCACAACAAAUUUUGGAUGCACGACCAACUGAGAGAUCUCGGAAGGAAAAUUGUUCGUGGAGAUACGAGACUCACCGAUCCAAGAAAGCAAAGCAGGUUAUGGGUUUCUAAGACGGCCAAUAAUAUCAUUGGAACAAAAGAGAGAAAGAAGCACAUUGAAGCAAUCUGCUUAUGUGAACCAACACGAGUUUAUACGAGCAAAGAGUUUUCAAGGCUUCCAAACAUAAGGUUCCUCAUGUUAGUGGGGGGGAAUUUCAAUGGAGACUUUGAGAAUCAGUUUUCAGAGUUAAGAUACAUGACCUGCAGCAAUGUCUCUCAAGAGUUCUUGGCCAUCAAUUUCCAUCCAAGCAAUCUUGUAGUUCUUCAACUGAUGUUUGGUUCAAUCACAGAGGAAUGGGCUGGAUGGAGUCAAUUCAAGGUUGCUAAAAAGCUUAAAGUUUUGGAUAUCUCACAUUGUAGCAACAUGACCAAGACUCCAAACUUCUCUGAUUAUUUGAGUUUAGAGAGAUUGAACCUUGAGGAUUGUGAAAAACUAACUGAAGUUGAUGGUUCCCUCAAAAAGCUUAAGUGCUUGAUUUACUUCGAUGCGCAUGGGUGCAAAAAUCUUAGGGAGCUGCCCAAAGGGAUCGGAGGGUUGCAGAAGCUCGAGUACUUGUAUUUAGGUAGUUGCGAAAAGUUGAGGAAGCUACCCCAAUCAUUUGCGAGAGUGACAUCGCUAGUAGAGUUAGAUCUCUCGAAUACGACCAUCACAAGAUUACCCAACUCCAUUGGUAACCAAUAUCGCUUGUCGGUUCUUAAACCGGAGCUUACAAAAAUCGAUGAACUUCCCAAUUCUAUUGGGAAGUUACGAGAACUUAAGUCUCUCUUUCUAUCGCAUACUAACAUAAGGGAACUUCCGUUCUCGAUUGGUAACUUGGAAUCUCUACUUGAGUUGGACGUUUCAAGCACAAAAUGUCUGCAGUUACCUAAAUCUAUUGGAGACCUAAGUAGAUUAAAAAUCAUCAGGAUUUCGUAUUCUCCAAUAAAAGAGCUACCACGGAGCAUUGUUGCGCUAAAAGAGUUGGAAGAGCUGCAUGCCAACAGUUGCUGGGAUCUAAAGUGGGAAAUUCCCGAGGACAUUUGGCAAUUAUCGCUUUUGAGAGUGUUGGACUUGCAAUACACUCCUAUUGAAAAUAUUCCACGGAAGAUCAAACUACUUCCUCGCCUAGAGAAAUUGAGUUUAGGGUGGUGUAGCGAACUCAAAGUAUUACCAGAGCUUCCCACAAAUUUGAUAAGCCUAAGCUUAGGAUCACAUUCAUUGCGACAGUUCCCGAAUCUCUCAAACCUAACUAAAUUGGAGGAUUUGAGCUAUGAUGGUCAUGCAGAGAACUGUGGUCCUUUCUUCUUCCAAGAUGGUCAAUGCCAACUAUCACUCGAGGUCCUUCCACCAUGUGUUUCAACAUUGUCAUUGCAAAAUCACACAAUUAGUUUGUCAUUUUGUUGCAACUUGAGAAAAUUGACACGUUUGUACAUUGGUAAGUGUCAUUGGAAGGAAGUUCAAUUCGAUGGGCUUGAACGGUUGGUUGAAUUUGAAGUGAGUCACUUAGGCCUCCUUGAGAGAUUUGCUAGUCUUUCGAGUUUGAAGAGUUUGAAGCUGUUGACGUUGAAGAUGUGUCCAAAUCUUACUGCCAUCCAAGGUCUUGGUUCAUUGGAUUCGUUGGAGAAAUUGGAAAUAUUGCGGUGUCCUAAGAUCGGAAGUCUAGAUGAUCUAUCGGAUUUGAAAAAGCUGAAGACCUUGAUAAUUCGAUGUUGUGUAGAGCUUCAGGCAGUUGAGGGCCUGGAUGAACUAGAGACUCUCGCAAUGUUGAUUUUUAGCGGUUGCAGAUCAUUGAAAAGUUUCUCCAACUUAUUCAAUUCGAAAGUACCAGACAAGUGCGUACUAUAUAUUGGCGGCUGCCCAGAUUUAGAAGCAGAAUUGUUUUUCGGCAUGUUCAGCACGGACAAUGAACAGAAAGUCGGGGCCAAAAGGAGAAUGUUUUUUAGCACGUUCAGCACGUACAAGGAACAGAAAGUCGGGGGCAAAAGAAGGAAAAGAAAGAGAGGAGUGUAAGACUGGGAUUUUUUAGUGCCUUGGGUUAGUUCCUCACUAUUGAAAAACAAAGAUUUCAAGAAUUUAGUGACAUUUUUGUUAUGUAGUUUAUCUUAAAUUGU